Molecule: messenger RNA, 2535 nt
Organism: Leptinotarsa decemlineata (Colorado potato beetle)
Lineage: Eukaryota; Metazoa; Arthropoda; Insecta; Coleoptera; Chrysomelidae
Product: probable ATP-dependent RNA helicase DDX23
Molecular function (GO): nucleic acid binding; RNA helicase activity; ATP binding
Source: RefSeq, a predicted model, not a curated record
AUGGCCGGUGAUAAGAAACGAAGAUCCCGUAGCAGGGAACGGGAUAAAGACAGAAAUAAACGUAAGAAAUCUCGAUCUAGAAGUAAAGAACGCCAGGACCGGCAUAAAAGACAUCGUUCCCGGUCUAGAGAAAGAGACAAGUACGAAGCCCAUUCCAGCAAAUACGACAAACCAGAAAAGACCGAAAGAGAUAAACAUCCUCGAAACGAUAGGGAAAAAUAUGAUGAGAAAGACAAGAAACUCAAAGAUACAAAGAAGGAGGUAACAGAAGAGGCCGAAGAUGUCAAAGUGGACAACAAAGAUGUCAACUGCAAACAGGAAGUUGCUAAGAAAGAACCUUUGUCGUUGGAAGAGCUGCUUGCAAAGAAGAAAGCAGAAGAAGCUGCGAAGAGUAAGCCAGUGUUUUUAACGAAAGAACAGCGGGCUGCUGAGGCUCUUAAACGUCGCCAGGAAGAAGUAGAGCGACAGAGAAAACAGCAAGAGGAGGAAAGGAAAAUUAUAGAGUCGAUGCAAGUUAGUCGAGUGGAGGAAAUGAAGAAAGAUGAUAGAGAAUAUAGAAGGCCUCGAGAUAGAGAUAGGGAAGAAGAAAAACAGAAAGAUAAGGACAAGGAAAAGGAGCAGGACGCUAUCAAAGAGAGGUAUUUGGGGCUUGUGAAGAAGAAGCGUAGAGUAAGGAGGCUCAAUGACAGGAAGUUUGUUUUCGAUUGGGAUGCUGGGGAGGACACUUCGCUGGAUUAUAAUAACUUGUAUAAAGAAAAACAUCAGGUACAAUUUUAUGGUAGAGGUAAUCUAGCUGGAAUCGAUAUAAAAGCCCAGAAGAGGGAUCAAAGUAAGUUCUAUGGAGAAUUGCUGGAGAAACGAAGGACAGAAGCAGAGAAAGCACAAGAAAAAGUGAGAUUGAAAAAAGUGAGGAGACGUGAAGAGAAGCAACUUUGGGAUGACAGACACUGGACAGAGAAAGAAUUGACAGAGAUGACGGAGAGAGAUUGGAGAAUAUUCAGGGAGGACUAUAAUAUUACAAUAAAAGGUGGUAAAAUUCCGGAACCAAUUCGUAACUGGAAAGAAUCUGGCAUACAGAAGGAACUUCUUGAGAUUGUGGAAAAAGUUGGCUACAAAGAACCCACCCCCAUUCAAAGGCAAGCCAUACCCAUUGGCAUGCAAAAUCGUGACAUCAUUGGUGUGGCAGAAACGGGUUCCGGUAAAACUCUGGCCUUUCUGUUUCCUCUAUUGUCUUGGAUUCAGAGUUUGCCUAAAAUCGAAAGAAACGAAGAUGCUGAUCAGGGUCCUUAUGCUAUUAUUCUGGCACCCACACGUGAAUUGGCCCAACAGAUUGAAGAAGAGACUGUUAAAUUUGGGCAGCCUCUGGGGAUUAGGACCGUGGUAGUUGUAGGAGGUCUCAGUAGAGAGGAACAGGGAUUCAGGCUUCGUAUGGGAUGCGAAAUUGUCAUUGCUACACCUGGUCGUCUGAUAGACGUGUUAGAAAAUCGAUAUCUUGUGUUGAAUCAGUGCACAUAUAUUGUACUUGAUGAAGCUGAUAGAAUGAUCGAUCUGGGAUUCGAGCCAGAUGUGCAGAAGAUUUUAGAGUAUAUGCCUGUAUCAAACCUAAAGCCAGACUCAGAAGAAGCAGAGGAUAGCAAAAUCCUUUUGGCCAACUAUAACAGCAAGAAGAAAUACAGACAAACAGUGAUGUUUACCGCUACUAUGCCCCCGGCCGUGGAAAGACUUGCCAGAUCAUAUCUCCGGCGACCUGCAGUUGUCUACAUCGGUUCUAUCGGUAAACCAGUAGAAAGGGUGGAACAGAUAGUCCACAUUAUGGGAGAAAAUGACAAGAGACGCAAGCUCAUGGAAUAUCUAUCAAGAGGUGUGGAUCCACCUGUUAUCAUUUUCGUCAAUCAGAAGAAAGGAGCUGACGUGUUGGCAAAAGGUCUGGAGAAGCUGGGUUACAAUGCUUGUACUUUGCAUGGUGGCAAAGGGCAAGAGCAACGAGAAUAUGCUCUAGCGAGUCUAAAAGGUGGAACAAAGGAUAUCCUGGUAGCUACAGACGUAGCCGGAAGAGGUAUCGAUAUUAAAGAUGUGACGAUGGUUAUCAACUAUGACAUGGCUAAGACAAUCGAGGAUUACACUCAUCGUAUUGGUAGGACUGGACGUGCUGGUAAGACUGGUAUUGCAGUCAGCUUCUGCACACAGGAUGACUCCCCUCUGUUCUACGAUCUGAAACAGAUGCUGUUGUCUUCUCCAGUUUCAACUUGUCCUCCAGAAUUGAUGAACCACUCCGAAUGCCAAGUCAAACCUAAUGCUCCAAAACGGAGGAGAGACGAGAUGAUAUUUGCUUAGGGGAGAGCAAGGAUAUUGUUUAAUAUCAUGUUAUAUCUAAAUGAUUUUAGUAGUUAAUGAAAAAUAUUUGAGGUAAAAUUCACACACAAUGUAAUAAUAAUAAUAUUAUAUGUAAUAGUUUUGAUAUUUCAAGUAAAUAAUAUACCAUCUAAUUAUUUGUGUUAGAUAACAAUACUUGAAUAAAAUUUCAUCUUUACAAAA